UCCGUCGUCCGUCUCGUGCUGGCACUGGCACGGGCACGGCAGUUGGCCCAACCCGACCCAGUCAAACGUCCCCAGCCUCCUAAAAUUUCCCCUUUCCCCAACUAACACGACACCCCCCAUUCCGGCGUUCCCCUUCUUCCUCCGAUUGCCCCCAAUUCCGACGCGUCAUCGCCGCCAUGGCCGCCGCGGGCAAGCUCCUCCUCCUGGCCGCCGCCGUCCUGGCGGCGUCCCUCGUCGCAGACGCGCGCCCGUGCGGCCACGCGCAGACGCUCCUCGUUUCCUUCUCCUCCGUCUCCAGGCCCAACCCGGACCCCAGCAACCCCACGCCGCUCACCACCACCGUCGUCACCGUCCUCCGCGUCCGCCGCCUCGGCCCGCACCAGAUCCGCCGCCCCGUGGCCCUCCCCGCCGUCGAGCCGGACGUCGCUGCCUCGUCCGUCCAGGACCGCGCCAAGGACAUCCUCGUCGUCGUCUCCGGCCUCCUCUUCGGCUUCGGCUGCGGCGCCCUAACUGCCGCCUCCAUGUACCUCGUCUGGUCGCUCCUCGCCUCCACCUGCGCCUCCGGCUACGACGACGACGUCUACAGCGACGACGAGGACCAGCUGUCUGACUCCGAGAGCCCCAAGAAGGCCGGCUACGUCAUCAUCCACGACGCCGACGAGUACGGCGCCGGUAAGAAUUAGGGCUGGGGAUGCGUCUUCGGUCUUACCGGGGGCAGCCAAAGGAUUCGUAAUAACAUUGCAUGAUUGCUUGGAAUUGUGCAGUAUACACUGUAACUGUAUGCACCUUUUUAUGUGUGUCGCGUCUGUCUGAUUCUCUCUAUGUAUGUCGUUUGGGGGAAAGGAAAUUUAAGUUAUGAAAUGGAUAUGUUCUUGAUGUGUUCUUACAUCGUCAAACUGAAAUGAUACUUGCCUUGUUACUGAAAAACAUGGAUCUUCUUUGA
This is a messenger RNA of Sorghum bicolor (sorghum), 943 nucleotides long. RefSeq lists its product as uncharacterized. The coding region runs from base 177 to 683 and encodes 168 amino acids. Lineage: Eukaryota; Viridiplantae; Streptophyta; Magnoliopsida; Poales; Poaceae. The record is from RefSeq and is a predicted model, not a curated record. The transcript has a single exon.